This is a messenger RNA of Schistosoma rodhaini, 4146 nucleotides long. The record is from the annotation of a GenBank genome assembly. Lineage: Eukaryota; Metazoa; Platyhelminthes; Trematoda; Strigeidida; Schistosomatidae.
CUACAUUCCUAAUUAGGUCUGUGAUAUGCUAUAUAUACACAUACCAUACCUAACUAAAAUAAUUAACUUUUGUAAACUAUACAAUGUUAAAAUAAUGAUAUGUUACAUCAGGGUAAUUUUGAAAAAAUCAUGUAUUACAAUUGACUUUAUUUACAAUUAAAAUGGAUUCCCAUGAUUUCAAUUAUUGGGGUAGACAAAUGAUUGAUUUGAUAUCAAAUUAUUUACAAACUAUUCAUAAAUAUCCUGUUUUACCAAAUGUUGAACCUGGUUAUUUAAAACAUUUAAUACCUAAUCAACCACCUGAACAAUCAGAUACAUGGACAAAUAUAUUUGAUGAUGUGAAAAAGUUUAUUUUACCCAGUCUGACUCAUUGGCAACAUCCACAAUUUCAUGCUUACUUUCCUGCAGCAAAUUCAGUACCAUCAAUUAUGGCUGAUAUGUUGUCUACAGCACUAGGUUGUAAUGGGUUUUCAUGGGUUGCAAGCCCUGCAAUUACAGAAUUGGAAAUUUUAAUGUGUGAUUGGGUUGGAAAACUUUUAAAUCUACCUGAAACAUUUUUACAUAGUAGCGGAAUUGGUGGAGGUGUAAUACAAUCGUCAGCAAGUGAUUGUAUAUUUGUAUCAAUGUUAGCUGCUCGUCAUCAAGCAAUUGAGCGUUAUAAACAUCUUUUAGAUAUGAUCAGUGAUUUAGACCCUGAAAUUAUGGUUCUCUCCAGACUUGUGGCAUAUGCAUCCACGUUGGCUCAUUCAGCUGUAGAAAAGGCUAGUGUCCUUGGUUUUGUAAAGUUACGUCAUUUACCAGUCGAUGAAAACUUUAGUAUUCAAGGUGAAACUUUACAACGUGCUAUUAAAGAAGACAAGGCUAUGGGACUUAUUCCAUUCUAUGUGUGUGCAACACUCGGAACAACAUCAUGUUGUUCAUUUGAUAAUUUAAAAUCUAUUGGACAAGUAUGUCGUGAAAACGAUAUUUGGUUACAUGUGGACGCUGCAUAUGCUGGGAAUGCUUUUAUAUGUCCGGAGUUCAGACACUACUUAGACGGAAUUGAGGAUGCUUGGUCCAUCAACAUCAAUCCAAACAAGUGGAUGCUAGUCAGUCAUGAUUGCAGUCUUAUGUGGGUACGUGAUUCGAAAGCUUUAACUAAGAGCAUGAUUGUCAAUCCGUCAUAUUUACAACAUAAAUAUAACAUGCUCGAUUUUCGUCACUGGGGAAUUCCUUUAAGUCGAAGAUUUAGAGCUCUUAAAUUAUGGUUUGUAAUUCGAAUAUAUGGAGCAACAGGUUUGAGAAAUUAUAUUAGAUCACAUGUACAACUUGCAAGAUACUUUGUGAAUAAGGUGAGAGCAAAUAACGCUUAUGAAAUUGUCGGUAAUCCAGUUAUGGGACUUGUAUGUUUUAGAUUAAAGGGAUCAAAUGAAUUGACUCGAUGUUUAGUUCAUCUUAUUAAUACGAACCGGGAAAUUCAUAUUGUACCUUCGAUGGCCAGAGAUAUCUAUUUUAUUCGAUUUUCUAUAAAUCAUGAAAAGGCUUGUAUUGAACAUAUUGAUUAUUCGUGGUCGGUGAUUGAAAAAACAUCCCGAAAAUUACUAACCACUCAAGUGAGUAUUGCUUUAUUUUUAACUGAACAGAUUUAAGAAAUAACUUUUGAAAAGCCCUUAGUUCUCUCUACUAGAUACAAAACACUUGCCUAACAACUUUAGUAAAACUGUAAUGAACGAGAACUUAUGUGGGGACGACCGAAUAUACUCGAAUACACAAGUACGGAAUUUCUCGGUAAAAUAUGAAAACUAUACGUUCAAUACUUCAUUUGCAAACUGUCUAUCAAUUGUCUCAAACUUCAUCCUUCCUUCAUUUCGAAAACAAUUAUUCUCAGUCCCCGUUUUCGUCGAUUCGAUCUUCGCAACCUUCUGCUACCAGGCAUUUCACUAGACUGAUGUUAUAUACUACUUAUGCCAACAUAAGUAGCACACAUCACAAAACCAUAACAGCAAAGCUAGUUAGAUAGAACUUCUGAUUUCUAUGUUGAUCAAAUUUCUGUCUGAAUGUCUAUUGUUAAUCUGUAUACAAGUAAAUAUGAGCCCUAAAGGCUCAUUAAAUAAUGAUUACAUCAGAGAUUAAUAUCAACAUCAAAGAACCCCUCUCCUUCCAGUAUCAAUGACAGGACUACUUUCAACCGUACACGGUCUGUUUUAUCCUGUAAGGAACCUGUCAGUAAGAAUGCAACUGAAGAAUUAUCCUAUUAGAACAGUAUCAGUGGUUUUUAACCUAAACAAGCUAUAGAGAUAAAUAAUUUGAAACAAUCAAGUCAGAUGAAUCACUAUGGAUGGCAAAUUUAAUAUCUUCACUAUUGGCUACACGUGAUACAGGAUUUUUAUGUAAAAUAAGGGUUUUCAUAAGCGGAAUGAAAUUGUGGGAAAAAAUGUGACAUAAUAACAAGAGUGAAGGUCUGGGGGAAGAUGCUGAAGGGAUACAUUCCUACCGAAGUCCCCAAUUAUCGAUUACGAUAAUAAAAUGAACCUAAGUCAUUUUACUAUUAUCUCAGACAAACAGAUAAUAUCUUCAAAUAUUGAUAGAGUCGUGACUCGACAGUACUUGACAUUCUCUUGACCUACUCUUAUGCUAUCAUUGUAUUUCAGAGUAGGCAGUGAAUCAGAACGCAUAAGAAUCGUAGUAACUAUACCAGUUGAUGAAGGUUCAUAACACUAAUAGAUUAUCCAUCUCUAAAUAAUGGUCUACGUUUUAAACCCAGUGUUAUUCUUCUGGAGACUUCAAAUUAGACAAGUAAUGCAUUUACGAUAUCUGUGAUAAAAUGUUAAGAAUCUAUGCACAUUUGCUACCUCCAUCAGCCAAGUUACGUAGCCGACAUAUGCCCCGUCUUCGAAUAUAUGUGGGAGUAUUUUUAAAAAUCAAGCUAAGUUGUUGUUUUGCUCGGCUGGAAUUCGACAAUACAAGGAGCUUUGAAGGAAAAUUUAAAUCCCAUUUCUAUAAACAACAUUUAUCUAUUAUGAAUAUGAAGCGAAAUUCAUACAUUCCAAUAAAAGCUGCAUCAUUUAGCGAUGAUCACACAUCAUCGAAUUCGACCAAAUUAUUCCAACGUAGACAUGGAUCUACGUCUGCAGAGGAAUCAGUCAGUUGAGUGGUGAAAUUUUUCAGUAAACAAAUGAGAUUCACUGAAAACAUGGAAGAAUUGUACACUUAAAAAAUAACGUAGAGACAAAUUUUAAUAAAAGUAGUGACAGUAAUAGUAAUAAUGAUAAUAAUAGAUCAACUGAUUGUUGACAAAAUGAUGUUAUUAAUAGCACAGACAUAUCUAAACUAUAAUAAUAACAGUAAUAUUGUUGUAUGAACUUUGUUGGACAUAAAAACAACGUUGAUAAACUUUUGUAUUUUAACAACACAAAGUUAUCACAUAUUAUUAAUCAUCAACUUCCUAUUCCUUGUUGUUACACAUUAAGUUUUUCAUUCAAGAUGAAUUGAGUUCAAAUGAAUAGUGAACUAAACAAUCUCACAAACUUAUUUCAUGUUGAUAUUCAGUUUAUCUUUUAUUCCUAAUCCAUGGUGUAGCGCUUAAAAUUUAAAAAUAUAUCUGACUCGUUGGUUAUAUUUAUUUGUCAUCAUUUGAAUAAGAUAAAUAAUAUAUUGUUAUAAGAAAUUUUUUAUGUAAUUAUCAUCAAUGUUGACUUAUUUCGGUCCAGUUGAUUAGUCGUGGAGGUUAGUUCAAAGGAAGAGAUUAGCUUUCAUCACUCUCAAUACACCUAGCUACAAACCAAGGGGCAAAAGACAGUUACUCCUUUUUAAUUUGAGACUCCUUACUAGCUAACACUGAUGACCCCAACAGAGAUCGAACACAAAGCAUCCAGGCCUCCAAGUGAGACCCCAAUAAUCAUUUAGAUAACCGGGUCGGAAUUCAACUUCCAACUUGCAUUACAGCAGAAAAAUUACCUAGCAGUUGUCUAGUUGAUAUCCGUCAGUGACUAAACCGAUAUCGAUACUCAAAUUUUAUCAAUUAGACAACAAAAAAAUAUUAUAUUUAGUGAAGAAUUAUAAAAAAGCAAACAUCUAGUUUAAUAUUUUAUCUCACAAAGUAAAGCCAAAUGCUUGAAGGCUACUCCAUCGCCAUUACAUACUGGUUAGAUAAUUACCAAACUCCAG